AUGGCCGUACCAGAAACCUUCAAGGCAGCUGUAAUGCCCGAGGCUGGAGCCUUGAACGUCGUCUCGGACCGAUCCUUGGCACCCCUCGAGAAGGGAGAGGUUGCCAUCAAGAUCACCGCAACCGCCAUCAACCCGGUUGACUGGAAGAUUCGUGACUACAAGGUCUUCCUCCAGCAAUUCCCGGCCGUGGCCGGCUCCGAUGCCGCCGGAGAGAUCGCCGCUGUAGGCCCCGAGGUCACUGGCUUCGCCGAGGGCGACAGGGUCUUUUUCCAGGGCAUCAUUGGAAGAUAUGACUCUAGCACUUUCCAGCAGUACUGCAAAAUGCCCGCCGCUCUCGUGGCCAAGACGCCCAAGAACAUUAGCGAUGAGCAGGCUGGCGGCAUCAGUCUCGCCACCGUUGCCGUGGUCGUUGCGCUCUAUGACAAGGCCAGCGGCCGCGGUCUGACCGCACCCUGGGAGCAGGGAGGUAGCGAGGCGGGCAAGGGCAAGGCCAUUGUCGUCCUCGGCGGCAGCUCGUCCGUUGGCCAGUACGCCAUCCAGAUGGCCAAGCUCUCGGGCUUCUCCAAGAUCAUCACCAACUCGAGCGCCGGCCACAUUGAGCACCUCAAGAGCCUGGGUGCCGACAUUGUCCUUGACCGCUCCAAGCAGUCGACGCCCGAGGACUUUGCCGCCGCCGUUGGCGACCUGCCUCUGGACUGUGUCUUUGACGCCAUCUCCGGCAAGGACACCCUGCUCCUCGGCGUCAAGGUCAUCCAGGCCACCAAGACGGAAAACACCCACGUCUAUGCCGUGCAGACGAAUGCCGACGACGCCAACAAGCAGGGCGAGUCGCAGGAGCCAAAGACGUCGGUCAAGCCCGUGCUCGGCAUGGGCGCCAAGCCCGAGCUCCGAUACCUCAGCGAGCCGUUGAUGAAGAGCCUCGGUGGCGAGGACGGCUGGAUUGCCAAGGGCCUCUUCAAACCCAACCGUCCCCUGGUCAUCCCCGGUGGUCUGCCAGCUCUGGAGACGGCGCUCAAGAAGAACAAGGAGGGAGUGAGCGGUGAAAAGGUGGUCAUCAAGCCUUUUGAUGCAUAA
Messenger RNA from Pestalotiopsis fici W106-1, 1074 nucleotides. RefSeq lists its product as uncharacterized. The transcript has a single exon. The record is from RefSeq and is a predicted model, not a curated record. Lineage: Eukaryota; Fungi; Ascomycota; Sordariomycetes; Amphisphaeriales; Sporocadaceae. Bases 1 to 1074 code for a protein of 357 amino acids. Gene Ontology annotation, molecular function: oxidoreductase activity, acting on NAD(P)H.